AUGGAGUCCACAGCCAACUCCAGUCACAUUAAUCUCUCUGAACAGGAGGGAGAGAAGACGUUGACUGGCGAUAUCUCCACUAAGCAAGAAAAAAAACUCCAACCUGCAGCGGCUGAGCUCAACGCCGAACAUCCACCAGUCGAACCGACCACAAAUGAGGGAGCCGAGCAUCCAACGGGCCCCAAACUAGCGUUGAUUACACUGGCAUUAUGCUUGGAUAACAGCAUCAUCGCCACGGCGAUUCCAAAAAUCACGAGCCAAUUCCACAGUCUCGAUGAUGUUGGGUGGUACGGAAGCGCCUACCUUCUUACCUCAGCCUCACUUCAGCUGCUCUUCGGAAAGUUUUACACUUGCUUCAAUGUCAAAUGGACCUAUCUCGUCGCUAUUGGCUUAUUCGAGCUGGGCAGCCUGAUCUGCGGCGUGGCCAACAGCAGUCUGACGCUGAUUAUGGGCCGUGCUGUUGCUGGCAUUGGGUCUGCGGGUAUUUUCUCAGGCUCUCUCAUCAUGAUCGCUCACUCAGUGGCCCUGGAGAUGCGCCCAUUAUACACCGGCCUUAUCGGUGGCAUGUUCGGUAUUUCAUCCGUGGCUGGGCCUCUGCUCGGUGGAGUUUUCACCGACAAGGUGACAUGGCGGUGGUGCUUUUACAUCAAUCUUCCUAUCGGGGCUGUCACUGUCUUGGUGAUUGCAUUCUUUUUCCCUGCUCCGAACCAGCAUACCAAAGAAACGACGUGGAUGGAGCGCAUUAAGAAGUUUGACCCUAUGGGUACAACUCUUUUUCUCCCUGCCAUUAUUUGCUUGUUGCUAGCUCUGCAGUGGGGUGGUACCAUCUAUGCCUGGAAUAACUGGCGCAUCAUUCUGCUGUUUUGCUUUUUUGCUGUCCUCGUUUUGCUCUUUUUAUUUGUCCAGUACGUACAGCAAGACAAUGCUACAGUACCACCACGCAUUUUCUUCCGCCGCACUAUUUGCUUCGCUGCCCUUUACAGUUUUUGCAUCGGCGCUGCCUUCCUGUCCUCUGUCUACUUCUUACCCAUCUGGUUCCAAGCCGUGAAAAACGCCAGUCCCGUCAGCUCGGGUAUCAUGAAUCUACCAAUGCUGAUUUCUGUUGUGCUUACUUCCAUCGUAUCGGGAAUCAUCAUCACCCUCGUCGGUUACUACACCCCCUUUAUGAUUUUCGGUACAGUCCUUCUCACCAUCGGCUACGGUCUCAUGAGCAUGUUCCACGUGGACACAUCCAAAGCUGUUUGGAUCGGCUAUCAGAUAGUUGCCGGCGUCGGCGUCGGUGCAGGUAUGCAGCAAUCUAUGAUCGCUGUCCAGGUUGUCCUUGAUCUUGCUGAUAUACCCACCGGCACAGCUAUCAUCGUCUUCGCCCAGACGCUUGGUGGUGCGCUCUUCGUUUCUAUUGGAAACAACGUUUUCAGAAACAAACUUGUUCAGUAUCUCGCCAGGGACAUGCCCAACCUGGACCCGGCUGUGAUUCUCAAUACGGGCGCCACUGGCCUCCACAGCGUUGUCAACAAGGCUAGCCUGCCCGGGGUCCUCGUUGCUUACAAUGACGCCCUUACCCAGACCUUCCUUGUCGGCGCAGCUAUAGCCUCGAUCAGCAUUAUCGGCGCUUUGGGUAUGGAGUGGAAGAGUGUCAAGGGAAAGAAUCUUGGCCCAGGAGGGGCCGCAUGA
This is a messenger RNA of Penicillium robsamsonii, 1674 nucleotides long. Its product is annotated as MDR family MFS transporter. NCBI's taxonomy places the organism in Eukaryota, Fungi, Ascomycota, Eurotiomycetes, Eurotiales, Aspergillaceae. The transcript has 3 exons. The record is from RefSeq and is a predicted model, not a curated record. Bases 1 to 1674 code for a protein of 557 amino acids. Gene Ontology annotation, molecular function: transmembrane transporter activity. Gene Ontology annotation, biological process: transmembrane transport.